UAAUAUAUCUAUACAUAUGAUCCUGCUGAAAACAACAAAUAACCGUACGAAUUUGAAAGUUCGGAGUAAUUUGGAGUUUCUCAACUUUUCACGGUGUUAUCGAGCGACUGGGAAUUUCAAACAGCUGGAAUAUUUACGAAAUAAAUUAACAUUAAUUUAAUAAAACAGUUAUUGUGUUGUGACGUUGAGCUAAGCGUGUUUUUUGACAAUUCUAAAUAUAUUUCUUUAUUAAUUUUCAUUGGUUUCAUUGGUUACAGACAUUUAACUGGACGAAUAAGACACUUGUCUUCGCCAGAUUUUCUUUCAGUUUAUUCUUUUUCAGGUUCACGUUGCUGUGCAAGGUUCAGAUCUCUUCAGAAUUCACAGAAUUUCGAUUGCGUCUAAAGAUGGGUAAAACAUGUGCUGUCUUGAACUGUCCGAAUGGGCACGAAGCAGACAGAGAGGAGCGACGACGCAAUUGAGUGCAUCAAGUUUCUAUGUUUGCUGUACCAAAAAGGUGAGUGAUGGACUUUUGAAGUUGAGCAGAGCUCUUCGGAGAAAUUUGACAGCGAAAGAUGUGGUUUGCAAACUGCACUUUUCACCGGAUAGUGUGCUGAAGGAAUAUGCAACUGCGAUGCCUGAUGGUACCAUCCACUGUAUUCCUUGUGGCAAUUAUGGACUAGCAAAGGAUGCAGUACCAAUGGCUAUUGAAAAUCAGAAAAGUGUCGAAGCGAUUAUUGGGGCUGUGCCGGAAGAGACAAUGGAGGUGAUGGAAUCGUCUGCAGAAGGACUGGAUGGAGUGGAUGGACUGGAUGAAGCAGAAAGACUAUACAGUGCUGAACUAGUAGCACUGGAGGACGAGUUCAUUGAAAGUACAAUUGGCGUUUCAAUUGAUGACAUCAUUGCGCACUUUGAGCAACAACCUCUUCAAAAAACUUGGAGUUGGAUAUACAAAUUGCAAGAUGAUCCGUGAAUCAUUUGAGCCCAGAUCGAACCAAGCACCUUGAUGAUACGAUUGAUUUUGAAGAUAAACAGCGAUCUUUCAGUGACGGUAAAAAUCAUUAUUAUUAUUUCUUUUAAUCGUUUAUUUUCAUUAUUCGUCUCUUGCUGGCCUAUUCUCUGGUGAAACCACCUAAAGGCUCAAACGUCAGUGGGAUGGAGUUUUUGUGGACUUUAAUGAAAACCAAAAACUCAAUGCAGUCUCGUAAUAAAACCAGAAACGAAAUCAUGGACAAACUGGACGCUUAUUACUCGAAUCGUGCCACGAAGAUGAUUGCAAGUCUUUUGCAGUCAAUGAUCAAAACCACGUGUAUGAUGGUCGUCAAACUGAAUUUGAUUACGAUCAGCAUCUAUCGUGUCACGAUUACGAUGUUGUCGAAACGAGUGAGUUAGUCCAGGCUUGUCGCUGGAUAUACGUUGCACGCAAGACCAUGCGGUUCAUGACGUGCUAGGUGUUUGAGCACAACGGAUGCGUGCUAACGAGAUCAGGUGGUCGUACUUACGAAUCGCUUCGGUGGUUUAAUUUAUCCGAGUGAAGAAUUGUUUCAGCUUACCAAAAAAGUGGUCCGAGUCGUUCUUGAUGUCGCAGGGAAAUUCCAGAAAAAGUAAACGAAACGGCUUAGCAACUAAAUUUCACAGGAUGAAAAUCAAGGAUCGAGCACUUAAUUGGGAUCAUUCACCAAAAGUUCAUCGACGCAACAUUUGUGAUGAGUGUGAUGACAUUUUUCACAGGUUCAAUUAAAAUUAGGCUUCCAUUUAUUGAGAUUUUCUAUUGCAUCUAUAAAAUUCAAUUCCAAGUUAGAAAAAUGAUUGUUUUAUAAUUCUGAGUAGAUGAAAUUUCAAGAAAUGUUCAUUUUUUCUAUUCAUGGAUAAAGCAAGGUGGGAAAUCUUCAUUAUAAGAGUUGAAAAUGCAGUUUCUGCUCUCAACUGUGCCUUGCCAUGGAGCCCUGGAUGAAGUAGCGGAAACUCAUAAAAAUAAGUCCCCAAUAAAAACUGGUACUGGAUUUAUACGUACCAAUAUUAGUAUUUUUUUAUCAACUGACUAACUAUUAUUGCCAAUAAAAUCAUCAUUAUCAAAAUUCUA
This is a messenger RNA of Venturia canescens, 2062 nucleotides long. RefSeq lists its product as uncharacterized. The record is from RefSeq and is a predicted model, not a curated record. The coding region runs from base 398 to 952 and encodes 184 amino acids. NCBI's taxonomy places the organism in Eukaryota, Metazoa, Arthropoda, Insecta, Hymenoptera, Ichneumonidae. The transcript has 4 exons.